Messenger RNA from Aethina tumida (small hive beetle), 623 nucleotides. RefSeq lists its product as uncharacterized. The record is from RefSeq and is a predicted model, not a curated record. NCBI's taxonomy places the organism in Eukaryota, Metazoa, Arthropoda, Insecta, Coleoptera, Nitidulidae. The transcript is spliced from 4 exons. Bases 69 to 581 code for a protein of 170 amino acids.
UCAAUUAUUUAACCCAUAAACACGAAAGUGAUUUUUUCAAAAUUCCAUUACAAUUGGAGCGUUGAAAGAUGAUGGUUGCAACACUCUGUACCUUAUUGUGCCUCCUAACAGUUACUUAUGGAUACACGAUAACCCCCACGAAAGUAGAUGCUUGUCCACCUACUGGUAAAGAAGUACCCGUGGAGGCCAAAUUGACGGGCAGUAAGGAAGAUCAAGAAUUCUUCAUGAGCUUAGACCUACCCUUCGACAUAGAUGAGGAUUUCACAUUUACUCUGACAAUAGACGAGUGGACAGGACUGACCUGGCACAAAGGACUUUACAAAUUCGAAGGCACAUUGUGUGAGUACAUUCCAAAAAUAAUACCAAAAAUCUGGGACAACAUUCGUGACCAAAUCGUGCCAAAAAUUGAAGAUCCUUGUAUAGUGAAAGCAGACAAAUAUAAACUGGAAAAAUUUACGUGUUCGACUAGUGACAUAAGUGCCCCUGUUAAUUUAUACGGGAAAUUCCUUUUAACAUUGAAAAUCUACACUCCAAACGAAGAAGAAGUCAUUUGCAGGACCAUGGAAAUUAUUGGGAGAUAAUUAUGUGUCCAACUAAUUGAAAUAAAAUAUAUCUGAGCAUUA